GGAGGAGGUGGUCUUACCAGGGAAGGCAAGCUGAGGGGCAAGGAAAAGGCAUCAGUAUAUCUCCCCAACUGACCACAUACAGCUUUCAAUCCACUUUGAGGUGAGGGAGAGGAGAAGCUGAGAGAUUUUAAUGAUUUAAGAGACUGAUGCUUUGCUACUUUAUAUUAGCAAAAGAACCAGGAACUGCAUAACUGUAUAAGGCUAUAUACCUGAAACUUCAGCAAGCAGAGCAAAACUGAAGAUUUUUUUUUCCCAAUUGCAAAUUAGCAUUUAUGAAACCACUUUGAUCCAAAUAUUUCCAGUAAGACAUUGCAGAAAGGCUUGGCAAUGUUUUGGGAUUAUCUUUAAACACUGGACUAUAAACAAGGAUUUACUUAAAGAAAUCUCUACUGAACAAACCAAAAGAACUAGAAGAGGACAACUACACCCCAUACCACACGGUCACCAUGAGUAUGACUGGCACCCUAGAGAAGGGAGCUCAUCACCAGGCACUUGACCUCUCUGAGGAGCUCCCACUAAACCACCACCACCAGCAGGUUCAUCUCCAGCACAGCGGCUCCACAGCCUCCAUAUCUCUAGCUGGGACUCCCAUCAGCAGCUCCGGGGUGGUGGUGCCUCCGCCAUAUUCUGCACCAGUGGCUGGAGGUGGUGAGGCUCCCCUUGAGCUGAGGGGCUCUCUGGACUGUUGGGCAUGUUCAGUACUUGUAACAGCCCAGAACCUGGUGAUAGCUACUAUUAACGUGUUCCUGGCUGCUUUGGUGUUUGGCCUGAUCCUCACUCCUGUCAUAGUUAUGGUGGUGUUUGGAUUUAUGUGCCACUCCACUGUGCGUCCAAAUGAUACAUCACCCUAUUGUUCGGGCCUGCUGAGUGACGGAGGCUGUGUGGCUAUGUUAAUCGUGGGCUUCCUGCUUGUCACUCCACUGCUUGUUCUGGCGUUGGCUGCCUAUUGCAGAUUGGCUCGUCUCCUGCAGCUCAGCCUCUGUUUCAUCCCUUACAGUCGCGCUGUCUACAAAAACCUGCCUGCCACAUACCACCAUGGCCUGGGAGGAGGCUGCUGUGGACAAGAUGCUGGUCAAGACAGAAAGAAGGGAAAAGUGUGGGUAUGACACUGGAACUCGAUAAUGGGUCUCAGUGAAUUUGUCAUUUGCAAUAUGUUUAAUUAAAAAACUACAUCUGUUACAAAUGUACAUCUCAUAGCCAUGUGUGGGUCCUCGAAGUGUAAAAUAAAGCAAACAUCUAACAAAUUCUGUCAAAAGUGAACCAAAUUCAGCAACUAUUUAGGAUGCAUUAACUAAAGUGUAUGAAAGAAAAGUGUAUGGAAAAGGAAAAAUGAGGAAGGUAUACAAAAAGGAUCAACAAGAAGAAAAGAGGAGUUGAUACCUUACAUACUGUAUAACAAAUAGAUCACAUAUUUUUCUAGUUUAUAUUCAAAUCUACUCAUGUACACCAGCACUGUUAUAUAAACCAGGGUUGUUGCUGAGCUAUCAGCAAUUUACGAGUUCAUACUGAAAGCCAACGAGACUUUUGUAAACUUGUACUUUUAUCAUGAAAACACUGGAUUUUUUUUUUUCCUAACUAAAGCUGGACUAUUUGUCACUCCAUAAAUGAUAGCCAUAAAAUAAAACAUUUUAUAUGCAUAUGGCCAUAUUACUCCUUCUAUUAAAAAUAUUAAUUUCUGGAUAGUGAA
Pangasianodon hypophthalmus (striped catfish) is the source of this 1687-nucleotide messenger RNA. It is a transcript of the gene tmem88b, whose product is annotated as transmembrane protein 88 b. NCBI's taxonomy places the organism in Eukaryota, Metazoa, Chordata, Actinopteri, Siluriformes, Pangasiidae. Gene Ontology annotation, cellular component: plasma membrane. Bases 447 to 1106 code for a protein of 219 amino acids. Gene Ontology annotation, molecular function: PDZ domain binding. The record is from RefSeq and is a predicted model, not a curated record. The transcript has 3 exons.